CCAUCACUUUCACCAGUUCCGUCCGUUAUCGCCCGCAUAAUCCCAUGCUUUCCGGGCCUUCCCUGCCGUCAGUCGCACGCCAGUUUCCCUCGAUAACUAAAAAUCAGCACGUAAACAAUACCGUGACUAAUGAUUCCCGCGAAUCGCACCGUUGAAAAACCGGAUUUAUUUCAAGACCCUCGGGGUUAUCAAUCGACACAUUAAAUAAAAACCGUCAUCUCGCUAGCUCGCCAUUCGAAAACCUACAAUCGAUACGUUACCGUGAUGGCGGCAUUUUGUUGCAAAGUUGUGCUAUUAAUCGCCGGAUUCGGAAGUUGUGUUCAAAGUGCAACCCAUAAUUACCGACCAUUGAGAUACACCAUUCCGCGACCCUUAAUACAAGCAUUCAGCCCGCAGGGACUGGAAGUGAGCAUCCCUCAUACUCCCGGCAUCCAAUUAUUCGCGUUUCACGGGAGUAUUAAUAAAUUUCUGGAUGGGACCGAAAUAGGGGAUAUGAGGAAGCACGUGCUGGAGAGAGACGGCGAGAGGUGGGCGUACAAGAACUCCACGGUCAAGUUGCGACUCGGGGAUAAGAUCUACUAUAGGUUGUAUGUCGUCAAGGAUAACCUUGGUUACAGAUUACAGCACGGAAUGUUCGAGGUUAAAGAUUUUUCGCUUCCGGACAAGGAGUCAUCUGCCCCCGAAGAGGCGGUUCCUGCUCCCACCCCCCAGCCCCCGACGCUUUGCAGUCGCACUGGCUCUAUCUGUGAAAAGGUGGUGCUGAAUCUCACGCAGAGGGUGUGCGAUUUGCAGCAAGAAAUUGACUCCCUAAGGGAGACGAAUGAUAUCUUAAAGGAUAUGGUGAAGAAGCACCCCACGACCUCGACGACCCUCGCUUUGGACGGCGUCAAAGUACAGGAUGAUGAGCUGGGGGUGAUCGUCCAGGCAAUUAUCGAAGAUAAGUUGGGUUUGCCGUUUAAAGUCGACAAUAUCCAGAGGAAGAGGAACGGUCUGGUGCAAUUCGAAGUCGAGAGUCUGGAGAAGAAGCUGGAAAUUAUUAGGGUGGCCAAGACGAAGCUGCGGCAUUCCAACUUCAGACUAGUGUAUUGAGCGUAAUUGAGUAUUAAUUAUUUAUUUAUUUAUUUUUAUAUUUAUUUGUUUUUGUUUAUAAAAAUGCAAAUUUGUAAAAAAAAAAAAAUAAACGACUUUUUGAUAA
This is a messenger RNA of Zophobas morio, 1195 nucleotides long. RefSeq names its product beta-1,3-glucan-binding protein-like. Lineage: Eukaryota; Metazoa; Arthropoda; Insecta; Coleoptera; Tenebrionidae. Bases 265 to 1089 code for a protein of 274 amino acids. Gene Ontology annotation, molecular function: carbohydrate binding. The transcript is spliced from 2 exons. The record is from RefSeq and is a predicted model, not a curated record.